AUGACCAACAUAGUUUUCAAAUCCUCUUUCAUUCUCCUAAUUCUCUUCAUCUCCAUCAACUAUUCUUGCGCGCAUAGAGCCCACGGUGUCAACAAGCCCGACUCGUCGGAGAUGUCUUCUGGGCCUAGCGGGUCGCCCGGAACUCCCACCGGAGACAGUGGCUCGGCCCAUGGGCCAAAUUGGGACUAUAGAUGGGCCUGGGGCUCGAGCCCAACAUCCGGUUGGGGUUAUGGGUCGGGCUCGGGUAGAUCCCGUGAUGGGUUCGGAAGGGGGUUUGGGUACGGGUCGGGCACGGGCUCGGGUUCCGGGUCAGGAUGGGGCUACGGUUAUGGUAGUGGUGGUGCUCGUGGAGAAGGCCAUGGAAGCGGCUCCGGUGGGGCGGCUCCCGGCGGGAAUCACCGUUGA
Molecule: messenger RNA, 405 nt
Organism: Striga hermonthica
Lineage: Eukaryota; Viridiplantae; Streptophyta; Magnoliopsida; Lamiales; Orobanchaceae
Source: the annotation of a GenBank genome assembly